ACAAGAAAGCCUUGCGCCCAGUCAGUGACGCUUCAAUACCAAGCCUCCUCUGGGAUACAGUCAGUCUUCAUCAGCCCCUACGGCAGGAUCACUCCUCAACAUCCCCUAAGGACAGACAUGGCCCUGGGCUUCCUAUGUGAUGUAGAAGACCUUCUAGCUUCUGGGAGUCAGUUAGUGUGGACAGUGGCUGAACAGGUGCUGAGGAGAUGCUAUAACGAUGGCUUCUUGCCCUGUAGGAAGUUUCUCCAGACAUGGUGUCAUAUAGGUGAUGUCUAUCAGAUGAUGGAAGGUCGGCAGUGCCGGGUGCUUCUGCUGGACGACAGAGAGCUGGAGCUCUUGGUCCAGCCAAAGCUUUUAUCUCGAGAUCUCUUGGACCUGGUCUCAUCUCAUUUUAUCCUGAAGGAAAAAGAGUAUUUUGGCAUUUCUUUCACUGAUGAGAAUGGUCAGACAAACUGGCUACAGCUGACACGGAGAGUACUGGAGCAUGAUUUCUCCAAAAAGACUGGCCCUCUCCAGCUCAAAUUCCAAGUCAGGUUUUACAUUGAGAGUAUAAUUUAUUUGAAAGACACAGCAACAGUGGAACUGUUUUACCGGAAUGCAAAAUCUUCUGUCUACAAUGGAACUAUUGAAGUGGAGAGUGAAAAUGUUUUCAAGUUAGCUGCGUACGUGCUGCAGGAGGCAAAAGGGGACUACACAAGUGACGAAAGUGCACAAUCAGACUUAAAGAAGCUCCCUACAUUUCCCACAGCUGUUUUAAAAGAGCACCCAUCCCUGGCCUACUGUGAAGACAAGGUAAUUGAACAUUACAAGACCCUCAAAGGACUUACCAGAGGAAAAGCCAUCGUACAGUAUCUUUUGUUAGUGGAAUCUUUACCUGCAUAUGGGGUUCAUUAUUAUGAAGUGAAGGACAAGCAGGGGAUCCCGUGGUGGCUGGGAAUCAGCUACAAAGGCAUCGGCCAGUAUGACCAGCAAGACAAGUUGACACCCAGGAAGAUCUUUCACUGGAAGCAGCUGGAGAACUUGUAUUUCCGGGAGAAGAAAUUCGCAGUUGAGGUCAACAACUCUCACAGGAGGACAACGUCCAAGCGUACUUUUGGCCAAUCUGGACAGACUAUCCACUCCUGGUAUGCCAGCCACUCUCUGAUCAAAACCAUAUGGGCAAUGGCCAUCAGUCAGCACCAGUUUUACCUGGACCGCAAACAAAGUAAAGCUAAAAUAACCACAGCCAAGAGCUUAGGUGACAUCGCCAUGGACCUCACAGAUAUUCGAGCUCCCAGGAUAAGUAAGAUGGUCAGCAAAGAGAGCAAAGACCAUCUCAUCAUGGCCAGCAAUGGAAGCUUGGUUUCUGCAGGUUCUGGGGAUUCUGAGGUAUGUGAGGAGCUGAAGAAAGAGAAGAUCACAGAGCUGAGGACGAAAGAAAAGCAUCUUCAGGAUAUUCUGACCCAGAAACUGAAUGAUCUUAAGAAGAUCUGCCUCAGAGAAGCAGCGUUGACUGGCAAGCUACCUAAGGAAUACCCUCUAGAAUCAGGAGAGAAACCCCCUACUGUACGUAGACGAGUAGGAACUGCCUUCAAACUCGAGGACCUUUCCCCCUGUGAUAUGGACCCUCAGUUAAGGAACCUGGAAGGCCAAUUCGCUCUGCAGCAGAAGAUCGUCGAAGCAGCAAAGAAGCUUGCCAGCGAAACGGAGCUCUAUAAAACUGUAAAGAAGAAACGAAGGCGAAUCUACCUUGAUGCUGUCAAGAAGCUCCAGGAGAUCGAGAAUGAAAUGAAUGACUACAGAGUGAAAACUGGCAAGAAGCCCACUCAAAGAGCCUCACUGAUCAUCUCUGAUGAUGUGAGUGCAGCAGAUCUCAGCUCUCUCUCUGAUAGCCUAAAUCUGGACGAUGACGAGCAGCCUGGAAUGCAGCGACAGCGAUCCCAUUCCACUCUCAGCGUUCCGUGCCACUCGGACCCCAGGGCCUCGGCCAACGACCAGCAGCCCCAGGACCCAGACAGAUUAAAUUAUGCCGAAGUCCAGCAACCUUACCCCUACGUCCAACAAGAUCACUUAUCAACACACAGCAGCCCCUCCUACACUGCCCCACGGCAGCCGCGUGAUGCCAGGAGCAUGCCCCCCACACCCCAGCUCACCCGCAAUGCCUUCAGCAGCAUCCAUCUCAGGUGUGAAGAGGACGGUCCUUGCCACUUCCGCCAGCGCAGUGGCAGUCUGGAGUCUCAGUCGGUUUUCCCAGCGGUGGGUGAUGUCGGCAGCCCUGUGUUUGCUGUUGAGCAGGAUGGCCCGGAUCAUGUCUUCUCGAUCAGCUCGGUGGCACGCCGCAGCAACAGCACCGAUGUCCUGGAUGAUGUCUCCUCCCACACCAGCCAAUCGAGCACGGAGUACUGCAGUCACUCGCGUGCCCGCAACCGCCACCGACGUCGAAGAACCAACAUCUAUGCCAACACAGGCAGCAUGCCCAACCUAGCACAGGGUGAGGGGCACUGCCCCACCCGCCAGCCACGCCCGCGGCCCACCACCACUGCCUACUACGUCACCGGGUACCCAUGCUACCCAGAGCCCCAGCUGUACGCCAACGGUGGCUACAUGUGCGAGGAUGAGGUGGAGGGACAUUACAAUGUCAACCCGUCCUACCACGGCUACCCUGCACACGAGCCAUACAGGGGCUACAGGCAGGACGAGUUGGAUGGCAUGAGCCAGAACCUCUAUGCCACGUUCCGGCAGUCGAGGACCCGUGCACCCCCCAGGAACGAGAACCUAGCAAGGAGCCUACAAAAGGCCAUGGUGGCAGAGCACUUACUAGGGUGGUAUAAUCGGAACACAGUGCACAAGCCGGCAGCCUACGAAUGUGAUAGAGGUGCACAGCACAGCAUGGCCUAUAGGGCAGUGCCGUCCACGUACAACUAUAAUGACUGCACCUCCUCAUAUGCACCAGCAACUAGCACAAGUAAUUGGCGUGGCCAACUGGCCAUGGGCUUGUCCGAGUACAACAUGGCCCUUCACUCUCAGCAGGAAUACGGCUACAGCACAGUCCACCACAGCCACCCUUCACAUAGCAGGUCAUACAUAGAUGUGAACCAAACGGAUUCGCACACGAGUAGCCCGCUGGAUAGUUUUGACUCUGAAGAUCAGACACUUUAUUGGCAUGAGGACUCUAAGCCUGGAACUAUAGUGUAGUGAUCAAGCCAAGCUGUGGAUCCUCUUCCUCUUUGAGUCUUUCUCACAUCCAUCUGUGUUGCCUUCCUAUGGACACCAAGCUCCAAGGACUCGAGAGCAGUGGUGUUUUUGUGAAGAGCGCUACAGAUCAAGAAGAGUGCGGGUGACUGGUCCCUCCCAGCUAAGUGUCUGUGGAGGGGAGUCCAAACUGCCCCCUCAGAGAGCAGAACUAAAACAGACCCGGGGCUGUCCCGGAGCCAUAUGUGCUUUCCCAGCAUGCACCACUAGCACUUGUGUAGCACAGCACGACCUGACCUGCCCUGGGAAACGCCUGCUGUGGAAUUUUCUUUGGGAAUUUAUGGACCUGGGAGCAGAGUAUUUGUGUCAAAUAGCCUGGACCACUUUCCCAGGAUCAUGGAAGGAUAUUACAAUAGUAUAUCCGCUGCACACAAACAAGUAAAUAUUAAUGUGAAGGAUUGAACCCAGCUGGUUUCUGUUGUGGUAAUUGACCCACAUGGAUAUCUUGCAGUCUUUUCUAGCUAAAAAUCUUGCCAUACUAAUCUUUCUAGUGAUACUGAAGGUGUCUUUUCUUGGGAAACUGUGUUUUGCAAAGCUUUUAUAUACAAUCAUGCAUUCACAUUGAACUCAAAACACUUUAAACGUUGUGCAAGAACUUUGAUAUUUUUCAGUAUUUUUUUAAUUGCCAGAGUUCCAUCACUCCAGUUACUACUGAGCUACUACUUUUCUAAUGUUGCAGAAAAUAUUCAUGACAAUCCAGUCAUUUGGAAGUCAAAUGUUGCUUUGCACAUCCACUGGUCUAACAUGAAGGUUAAUCUAUAAGUUAAACACAAACAGCAAGAGUGCUUAAGGUUGGUGCUUAAUUAAUUCUGACCUACCACAAGCCACGUUACUGGCUCCUGAACAAUGCACAUGCCAUGUGUAUGUAAGUCAUAUCCUGGAACAUUGCACAUUGCAUAAGUCACUGCUGAGUAUUAGGAAACAUUGUUACAUAUUUAUGCCAAAUUGCUUUGUCACUUCCUUAAAGGCCAAAAUCUUUUGUUUGGUAGUAAAGAUAUCCUUUCUGUUUCUACAUUAAAAAAUGUAACACAGUUUGGGCUAUUUUAUAUGACUAAUAGAAUUUCAGAGAUUUUAUAAAAUCUGACUACAUGUGAUACUAGAAGCCAAGGCCUGGCAUAUGCCAUCCCACUCUCCAGCAGAGGCAUUUAUGUAUAUGUAAAUUCUGUAUAUAGACUGUGACUGUCAUUUUUAGAGAGAAGUUUUUCUGUGUUUUUUAA
Electrophorus electricus (electric eel) is the source of this 4448-nucleotide messenger RNA. It is a transcript of the gene frmd4ba, whose product is annotated as FERM domain containing 4Ba. Gene Ontology annotation, biological process: establishment of epithelial cell polarity. Gene Ontology annotation, molecular function: cytoskeletal protein binding. Gene Ontology annotation, cellular component: bicellular tight junction; cytoskeleton; adherens junction. The record is from RefSeq and is a predicted model, not a curated record. Lineage: Eukaryota; Metazoa; Chordata; Actinopteri; Gymnotiformes; Gymnotidae.